Messenger RNA from Linepithema humile (Argentine ant), 3814 nucleotides. RefSeq names its product neurotrimin-like. Gene Ontology annotation, biological process: homophilic cell-cell adhesion; synapse organization. NCBI's taxonomy places the organism in Eukaryota, Metazoa, Arthropoda, Insecta, Hymenoptera, Formicidae. Gene Ontology annotation, molecular function: axon guidance receptor activity; protein binding. Gene Ontology annotation, cellular component: neuronal cell body; axon; plasma membrane. The record is from RefSeq and is a predicted model, not a curated record.
GCGAUUCCGUCGCCGCUCUUCCGCGCGCGUACGCUCGCUCAGUUUGUAUUCGGUAUUCAGCUCGAUUCUGUUCGACGACGAGCGAUACGUUUGAUUGUCGCGAUUCGAAUCGGCGGCGUAACUCCGAUCGCGGCCGAAACGAUCUUACGGUGGAUUGGGGCGAUCGUAACGAAAAGUUAAUCUCCGCGAGAUUCGGUCAGAACGAACAGAAGGAAAGAGUGCUGCACAUUUUGUGCCAUUGGUUUUCAAGUGGUUUAAAAGGAAAAGCGAGUAGAGGAAUCGACGUGGGAAGAUGCUGCCGCCGCGAAUACUCGGUCUGCUGGUGAUUCUUCUCGCCGUGCAAGGCUCGUUCCACGUGCAGGCCAAACCCACGAAGAGUACUGAAGAUUUGAAUUACGAGGACGAUACACCUUUCGAAAAGGAUCCGAAGGAAGAGGAGUACGAAGACGCCGCGCCUGAUGCAUCGCCGCAAAUCUUAUCACAUUCACAGAGUUUUCGUGUAUUCGCCGGAAAUACUAUUAUACUCCCCUGCCAGGUGGUUCAUUCAGAGGACUACGCGAUCAUCUGGUCGAGGGACAAUGAGUACUUGUACGUCGAAUCACAGCCGCAAAUAUCCGACCACAAGAGGGUCGUGCGACUGCCGAAUAAUAGUCUGGCGAUUUACAACGCAACGGUCAACGAUUCGUCCAACAAUUACAAGUGCAGCAUCCGGCUGGGAAACUCCGAUACCGUCGAUGUAAUUCACCGUGUACUGGUCGAUCCCGUCGACAAGAAACCACACGGAAUCAUACGUGUAGUACCCGAGAGCCGGAUCAAAGUGAAACAAGGUGACAGCGUCAGGCUAGGCUGCGAGACGGACAUUCAUCCUCAACUUGAAAUCAAAUGGUUCAUUGAGAACAUGAAGGUGGAUGAUUACGAUCCUAACGUGAUCGUGGAGGACAAUUACAUUGUGAUAAAGAAGGCUAACAAAUCCCACAGCGGCUUGUAUCAGUGCCUCGCUGAGGAUGGCUCGAAAAAUCCACCGAUGGAAGCGAUCACCGUCAGCGUGCUAUACCCUCCGGAAUUAGAAGUGAAGCGAAACAUGAUUCACAGCGGCACCGGCAUCGAGUCGGAGAUGACGUGCAUCGUAAGCGCCAAUCCGCCAGCUAUAAUGAAGUGGUUUAAGGAUGAUAAGGAGAUCAUACACAAAAAGGGAUCGAUAGUGAUACACCACGGAUCGAUGAAGAAUAAUAAGACCAAACACGUCUUGAAAAUCUUGCACACUUCGGUAAAGGAUUUCGGCGAGUACAGAUGUGUUGCGGAGAACUUCCUGGGUAACGAGACUAAAUAUAUCACCUUAACAGGUACGCCAUCGCAAGCGAAAAUAGCUGGCGCCGAAAUGUCUAAUGAUGAUGCGAAAAUAAUUCUGAAAUGGCACCUGGAGAGUUACUCGCCGAUCAGCGAUUCCAUACUACAAUACCGUCGUAAGGGUGAUGAAAAGUGGAACAUUGUCCACCCCAAAGUCAAAGAAAACGAUAAAGAAAAUGAAUUUACUGUGGAGCAUCCGAUUGAAGAACUUCAGCCCGGAUCCUACGAAGCAAUUCUUACGGCUAAAAACGAUUUCGGAUGGUCUACGGCGUCGGAGCCACAUAUGUUUACUGGUGAUUACCCGCCUGAAAUGUACGGAAAGGCAGUGACAAAAGAAGGAAACUCGGCUGCUCUUCGAUCUUCCGGAAUUCUUCUAGCGUUGAUCCUAGUCGUUUUAUCUUGUGCCUUCACAAGCCUGUAAUUCUUUACUUAACUCUGUAAACUAUGUAGGUAAUUUGCUGCAGCCAAAGCAAACACCAGCAGACGCCAUGGUGGGUUUAUUAGCGUAGGAACACUUAGGGAAGGCGCAAUUCGUGUACGCACUUUCAGUACAAAUCCCGAUAUACUCUGCAAUUUUUCGUAUUACUACGUAUUAUUUGCGUAAUAAAUUUUUUUUCGUAUGAACAUUACCCCACAUUUGAUAUACUAAUGUAUAGUUUUUGUAGCUGAAAAUUUUUCGUCAACAUUGCAUGACAUGCAAUUCGCCUAGGUGUUCCAUUAAGAUGCAUUGUAAAAGAAAGAGAAACGAGCAUUUGAAUUGUACUCCGCAAAAUCACGAAUAAUUAUUAAGGGGUAUUGUACUUUAAAAUAUAUAUAUUUAUAUAUCUCUAUAUCUCUAUCUCCGCACACACACACACGAAUAUAUGCCUACGUGCAUGUGUAUAUGCGUGUGUAUGUGUAUCAUAACAUAGUAUUCACUGUACAUGCGUAAGCUCACAGAGAGACACACAAUCAUAUUAUUAUAAUUUAUUUUUGUAUGCUUUAAGAUUAUUAGAGUCAUGUUCAAAGAUGUCGCUUGGUGCCAUGUACACGAAUCUAUUACUUUCGAAGAAUCAUGUACAAAAAAAACGGCAUCUGAUCUGUUGUCCGCGCUGCAUGCCUGAAACGGGCGUGUGGCUAAAAUAUGUAAUGACAGAGAAGCGAGUGGAAUGGAGAGUACACUAUUACGAUAAUACAACAUAUAUAACUGAUAGCCGGCACAGAGCACAGAGUUGGAAGCAAUCAUGCCACAAUCGUCGUAUAAGGAUUACGCGUUAACGCUAACGUUCACGUUCCCGCAUGUUUGCUUCCAACGAAAGAGCGAAUCUUUUUCUUUUUUUAUUUACAUUUAUGUUUUGAAUGUGUAUAUGGUUGCGACGCGCGUGUAACGAAUGAUUGAAGCGCGAGUAUGCGAGAGAAUGACGUUCUAUAAACGUUUUCCACAAUAGUUUGCUAGCUUUUAGCGCUGCUAUGUUGUUAUAUUGAUUUAUAAUUAAAAUGUUACACAUAGUACUUUUACAAAUGAUCGUAAUCGUACACAAAAACUGCCCAUUUUAGAAACGGUGUGCUUGACAUAGUUAUCGUGACAUUACAGCACUAUAAUGUGGGAGAAUUAUUUUUUCUGUAAAAUUUUCAGGACAUUAUGCGUAACAAAACUAACACAUAUAGGUAUAACUUUCAUUUCUUAAAACUGAUGUAUUUUAUUUUAUAUUUUGAAUAAUAAUUAAAUAUUAAUUGUGAAAAUUUUUACUUAUGUAUUUUGAAAAUGUUACCGCAAAAUUGAAUUAUCUUUUCUUUAUUAUAUUGUUAAGAAUAGUAUUUUUCGAACAAAUUUUUUUAAAUUAUGUUUACAAAAAUCGCAGAUGCUUCGUAGCGACAAUAGUAAAGCAGAAUGUUGCUCUGUAUUUAUUUCGUCACAUCGAGUGUAUCGUGGUUCUUUAAAAAUUUUCUUAUCAGCACAAUUUUACAAUUUAUAAGAUUUAUUUAUGAGCGAAAUAUAAAAUAACUAAUAUGUGAAAUGCAAUUGAUUGGAUGUAAAAAAAUUUAAUUUCUAUUAUCAACACGCGUUGAUUAUUUAUUAUUACGGGUUCUCCAAAAUGUUCAUUAUUUUUAAUAGAAAUCAGCAAAAUUAAUUAACACAAAUUAAUUAGACUCAACACUGUAAAAAUGUGUAAUAUAUCCUUAUAUGUCACAUACCGAACAGCAUCAUUUUAAAUUAAUUGCGCAAUUUUAUUUUAUAGAUAUAAAUAUAUAUAUGUACAUAUAAAAAAUUAUUUUAAACCGUGUCGGCAAUAUACAUAUAUAAGAGAAAUUAUCAAUCAGAAUGCUUACAAGAUAUUAUACCAAUACGCAACACACCUGAUGUGCAUAUAAAUAUAGCUUCUACCGUUGCCUUAAUCAGUGUAACAUGUACAAUCAAGAAUAAUGAAAGAUAUAUUAAUUCAUAAGAUUAUACUUGCAAAUCGAUAAUAAACACAGUACACCAAUA